Molecule: messenger RNA, 2132 nt
Organism: Alnus glutinosa
Lineage: Eukaryota; Viridiplantae; Streptophyta; Magnoliopsida; Fagales; Betulaceae
Product: metal transporter Nramp3.2
Exons: 4
Coding region: 193-1710 (505 amino acids)
Biological process (GO): defense response to bacterium; positive regulation of reactive oxygen species metabolic process; metal ion transport
Cellular component (GO): vacuolar membrane
Molecular function (GO): manganese ion transmembrane transporter activity; cadmium ion transmembrane transporter activity
Source: RefSeq, a predicted model, not a curated record
UAGUUUGCGUUUUCGGAGUUCUCUUUCCAUUAACGAUAACUUCUUGUUGUUCGUGGGACAUGAUAAAAACCACAACAGCAAGCAAAAGGCAAAAACAACAUCCAUCGCCACUCCUUCCCACCGUACCCACCACCCAAAUUGCCAUUUCAACUCUCUCUCUCCGUCUCUCAGGCCAGAAUCCAAACGCGAACUAUGCAACCCCACCAGCCGGAGCAACAGCGACCACUGCUAGUGGACUCGGACACGGAAGAAGAAGAGACAGCCUACGACUCGGCCGAGAAGGUCCUGAUCAUCGGCGUCGAUGAAGACGAGGCCGAAGGAUCCGACUCCGCCGGCGGCUUGCCGCCGUUCUCUUGGAAGAAGCUGUGGCUCUUCACUGGGCCGGGAUUCCUGAUGAGCAUAGCGUUCCUGGACCCUGGGAACCUGGAGGGCGAUCUCCAGGCGGGCGCGAUCGCCGGGUACUCGCUGCUGUGGCUGCUGCUGUGGGCCACGGCCAUGGGACUGCUGGUGCAGCUUCUUUCGGCGCGGCUCGGCGUGGCUACCGGGCGCCACUUGGCCGAGCUCUGCAGGGACGAGUACCCGACAUGGGCGAUGAUGGUGCUGUGGGUGAUGGCCGAGUUGGCUCUCAUUGGGGCCGAUAUUCAGGAGGUUAUUGGGAGUGCCAUUGCUAUCAAGAUUUUGAGUAAUGGGGUUUUGCCUCUCUGGGCCGGGGUCAUCAUUACCGCUUUAGAUUGUUUUAUCUUUCUAUUUCUUGAGAACUACGGUGUAAGGAAAUUGGAAGCAGUUUUUGCCGUUCUCAUUGGGACAAUGGCAGUCACAUUUGCUUGGAUGUUUGGUGAAACGAAGCCCAAUGGCGUGGAACUCCUUCUUGGUAUUUUGGUUCCAAAACUGAGCUCCAAAACAAUACGGCAGGCUGUUGGAGUCGUGGGUUGCAUUAUUAUGCCUCACAAUGUGUUCUUGCACUCGGCUCUUGUGCUAUCAAGGGAGGUUGACCAUAGCAAGAAGGAGCGAGUCCAAGAAGCUAUCAGAUACUACUCCAUUGAGUCCACUGUUGCCCUCGUUGUGUCAUUCAUUAUCAAUCUAUUCGUUACGACUGUGUUUGCCAAAGGCUUUUAUGGUACAGAGACAGCCAAUAGCAUUGGCCUUCUAAAUGCAGGACAGUUUCUUCAAGAGAAGUACGGGGGUGGACUUUUCCCAAUUCUCUAUAUCUGGGGUAUUGGGCUAUUAGCAGCUGGCCAAAGUAGCACCAUUACUGGUACUUAUGCUGGGCAGUUUAUCAUGGGAGGUUUCCUAAACUUGAGGUUGAAAAAAUGGUUGAGGGCAUUGAUCACACGAAGUUUUGCAAUCAUCCCAACUAUUAUUGUUGCUCUUGUCUUUGACACCUCUGAGGGCACGCUAGAUGUUCUAAAUGAAUGGCUUAAUGUUCUUCAGUCAAUACAAAUUCCCUUUGCACUUAUACCCCUGCUUUGUUUGGUGUCAAAGGAGCAGAUCAUGGGCACUUUUAGAAUUGGCCCUGUUCUCAAGAUGGUUGCAUGGCUUGUGGCAGGGCUGGUAAUAGUGAUUAAUGGGUAUCUUUUGGUGGAUUUCUUCUCCUCUGAAGUGAAGGGGGUGUUGUUCAGCACUGCUGUGAGUGUGCUUACAGCUGUAUACGUUGCAUUUAUAGCUUACCUUGUUGCCCGGGGUGUUACCUGUUUAAGUUGGUGCAGAUGAUCCAAGAGUUUAGCUGAGACAGGAAAUUGAGUAAUCAAUCUCGAUCGUCAGUUUUAAUUGCAAGAUGUUUGAAACAAUGCAGUCUUAAUAACUACCAGAUCGUCAAAAGCGCUGUCAGACUGCAGUUCACAGAAGACUUUCUUGAUCAAACAUGGCCUUCAAUCUUUAAGCAUAUCUCAGUUGUGUACAAAUAUGAAAAUCAGUGGCUUAAAUAUUUAUUUUUUAAUAUGAUCUGUAUUAAGCAACUCAGUGUAGUUGUUUCUGUAUGAUACAAUUUAUUUAAUAUCCUCUGUCCCAUACUGGGAGUGGGGACUGAAGGAAUCACGGCUGCAUGAGCCUGCUUUUGAGACAACCUAUGGUUGCAGCACCUGUACUCAAACUUGGCUUCACAUUAGUAAUUGAAAGUUUUAGUGAAUUCUGUU